GGUGUGUGGACCUGUCCAUCUCGCUCAGCAAUCUAAAUAAAAAAUAAAUAAUAAAAAACAAUUACAACUGCAUGUGAGACGGGAGAAAUCAAGUGGGGAGUUGAAACUCGUGCACUGGACAAUUCUAUUAUUUAAUUUAUUUCGUGUGUGAUUUAUUGGAGUUCAGUUGGUGUUUUCGCUGUGGAUUAAUUUCUUGUGAUUUAAUUUGUGUUGUGAAUGUAUUAUUUGUGGGUUUUUUUUAGAGUAAAUCCGUGACACCUGCGCACCAUUGCGUGAAGAUAAUCGAGUAUUUCUACGCAUCAGCACAACGUCAGAUCGAAAAAUGCCAGAAUCCCGAGGAAUCUCCGCCGUGUGAUGAAUUCAAUUGACGAAAUAUAAUGGAGUCAUUUUGGAGCGGUCAUUUACUAUGAGUUAAAGCCCCGUCAUCAAUUGAAACUGGCAUGGAGAAGGAGAACUCCGCGUCGGGCGGAGGUGGGGGUGGAGAUACAACAGCAACAACGGCAACACCGGGCUCCGUAGCCAGCUCCGUCUCUGAUAAAUUACAAGCGGAUCAGGCUAACCCACUCCUCGAUCCCAGUGCACUAUUCGGUGCUUAUUGGCCACGUGGCGAUAGUGCAGCAUCCUCACUGUUUGGUGGUAUGCCUGGUGGUUAUGGACUCGGUGCUCAUCAUUUGCCAUCGGCCUAUGCAAUGCUAGGACGUGGUGGUGCAGCACCUGGUUUUGGUGGUCACACACCAGCAUCAGCACCACCACCACCGCCACCACCGUACUCUCACGCGAGUCUUGGGACGCUCAGUGUUGCUGCCAGUCAAGCAGCCAGUUUAGGUAUAAAUUCAGCAAGUGCAGCAUGGUGGACAAUGGCAUCGCACUUAGCAGCUCAAGAUUACCUAGCCAGGUUACAAGGUGCUGCUGGUUUACCUGGUUUUCCCCCAGGUGCUGAGAGCCUAUUACCCCCAUAUCCAGCAUCACUGCUAACUCCACCGUCCCUGUCGUCGUCCCACAAGUCCAGUAAGUCUAAGUCAAGUAAGAGUCAUAAACCAGCAGCGACCAGCAGUAGCAGCAGUACUACGAAUAACAAUAAUUCUACGACACCGAGUACUCAUACAAGUAGUUUGUCUGUAAGUCAAGCAUCUGUAACAACGAGUCAUCACAAUACAACACCAGCUACGAGUUGCAAUACGACGACUACCCAGGCCAAUGUUGUUAGUAGUCCUCCAGCGAAGGAAGGAAGUGAUCCAAGCAGUAUCCUGGGAGGCGUGAGACUUCCACCGGACACUGAAAUCAUAAAGUACACAUCGAGUAUUGUUGGACCAAAGGUUCCAGGUACGACGAAUCGCGGUAGGAAAAAGACAAUAUCAUUAGAUUCACCGAGUGUAAGUGUUCAUCCACCUUCAGUGCAGGCACUCAGUGCUCAUCAGACUACCCCAACUACCUCAUCCCUGGUUAUGGAGCCGAGAAAAUUCAAUCGUACACCAGUGAGUGAAUCGAGCGAAUACAGGGACUCCGUGGAUCGUGUGGAAGUGAUAAAACUACCGGCCCAUUCAACCAACGGUUCAGUAUUAACGGCUCCUCCAUUGUACACCAUGAGCAACACUACCAGCAACUCCAACGACGCUGAUGCACCCCUGAAUCUGUCAUUGAAGCCAGCAUCAACGAGCAGCAGUUCACCGAUAUCAGGCAGUCAACCUCUCAGUCAACUAAGUAAUCUCAGUCAAUCAUUGUUGGCCUCCGAUCGUACGUCGCGACGGAAACCAGGUCCCAAGCCACGACGAGUCCCCCAGAACUCAGUAACAGUGCCAGCCUCACCGAGUCCCUCACUCGCUCAGUUAUUCACUGCUGCUGAUUCGCCGCAACGUCCGAGCAGCGGAAGUGAGGAGAGUGAAACAACCCCGAUACACCACAAAGACGGUAGACCCAGAAACUUGGGACGUGGUGUAUCAAAGCCCAAGAAAAAUACAGUGGCAUCGUUAUUGGCCCAGAGUCGUGCUCUGGGAAUAAAACCUACCCCAACACUGGAUCCAAAUGUACCAUUGUCCCAUCAAGUAUCGUUACUUAGAUCUAAUAUACUUGCUGCGCAGUUACAUGCGUCAGCGACUGGUCAAAUUGAUGAGAAGGGUCAACGCUCCUUGCAGGAAAAAAUGAAGAGUAAACUGCUUGAGGUUUCCGGUGAGGAAAGUAACAUGGACGUGACCAGUGAGAGUGGUAGUAAUACGGAUGUUGUCACUGAUACCGAUGACGACAAUGCGGAUGGUGUGCCCAGUGCUAAAAGACGAAAAUUGAAUCCCAGUGAGAAGGAUCUACAGGUACCUCUGGAGAGGGGCUGGAAGAGGGAGACGGUUAUCAAGGGGUUGGGCAAGACUGGGGUCAUUAAGGGGGAUGUCACUUACUACAGCCCUUGUGGAAAGACUUUCAGGAAUAAUCAGGACUUGUUCAAGUUUCUGGAGAUUCAAAAUCCAGCAGACCUGACAACCGCCAACUUCUCGUUCUCGUCGAAACCUCUCGUUGGAGAAUUCCUCCAGCCAACGAUGGGUUUGGCUGAGGCUGAAUUCGUGAGACUGGGGGCCCAGGAAGUGGCGCGGAGGCUGGAGGAACUCAGGGCGGCGGGGGGAUUCCGAGAUGUGAGGCCAACCAGUCAAUAUGAGAGGGACAAGUUGGCUUAUGCUAAAAAACUGGCGAAAGAGGAGGCACAGAGACACAAGGAGCAAGCUAGAUUGAUAAAGGAACAGGAAAAGACUGAGAGACAGGAAGCUGUACGUCGAGAACGAGAGAUCAGAAAUCAGCAGCUCCUGGAGGGUCGGAAGAGGCUUGCGUUCACGAUAAAACAGAAGAUGAAGAUCAUACAGGAAAUAGAACGUGGAAAGAGUAAGAGUGAUGUGGCAAGGGAAUUGGGUCUGGCUAGCAGUACAGUUGCUACAAUCUGGAAAAAUCGUGUCAGUAUAGCUGAGAGCUGGAGAAAUCGUGAUAUGAUGCAAACAGACAGUGAAAUGGAACAAAUUGGAAAGAAAAAUAUCCUUCAGAAUAAUGUUAUUGUGCCGGGAGCAAUGUCAACACCUCCGAUAACGACAUCACCAUCAAUAAUAGCUAUGUCAAGUACUCCAUCGUCGACAUGUAGCUCAAUCCCCACGUCACCUUCGUUGAAUUCACAGCCGUCAGUGGAGAUCCAGCAACCACAGACACAAACGCUAAACCAGGAACUCCUGGAGGCGAGAAAAAAAAGACAGGAGGAAGUUGAGAAAAUUCGGAUGGAGGAACAACAGCGAAAACAACAGGAACGUGAACUUAAACGUCAGCAGGCAGUGAUGCUCAAAGAACAGAUGUACAUGCAGGAGCUCAGCAAGCAGCGCGAGAUGCUCUACACCGUCGAGUUGGAACGCGAGAGGAGACGGCAGCAUAUGGCGUUGAUUCGCGCCUUGGAGAAUCGUCGACGGAUGGAGGAACGCGAGAAAAAACGACUGGAGGCGCGCGCCGAGAGACUUGCGACGAAGGAAAAACGGGCUGAACAGAGGAAACUCGAGAUGGAACUGGUGGAGCAGAUCAGGAAACCGGUGGAGGAUAUGGAACUGACAGAUCACAAACCCCUGCCCCAGAUAAAGCGCAUCCCCCGCCUGAAGCUCUCCGGGGAAGCCUUUGCCGAAAUAGUAAUGGUCUUCGAGUUCCUCCACAACUUCGGUGAGACCCUGGGCUUCGACAUGGAGUCCCUCCCCUCCCUGAAGAGCCUGCAACUGGCCCUCCUGAAUGACGAGGAAGCCGAGGAGGAGAUGCUCUCCGUGAUGACGCACCUCCUGGUCUGUGCGAUAGAGGACCCAGGGAUUCCCCAGCCAGCGCGUCACACCACAGGCCUCGGCCAGUCCCUCCGCCAAGCAGACAUCACUCACGCCAACAUCAGCGAGGUCCUCCGGAUCUACCUCUACGCCAACGCAACGGGCGAAGUGAAAGCCCUAACUGGCGUUUGUUUAGAGCGCGAACGAGACAAAAAAUUCGCCGAUCACCAUCAGAACGGUGGUGACUAUCCCUCCACCCCCUCAGGAAAGAAUGCCCAGUUCUAUGAGCACCUUCACAACAACGAAACCUGGAAGAUGUCGGAGAGACUCCGAGACAAGCCCUUCCUGGCGCUUAAUCCAACGCACAAAGCUCAAAUGCUAGGUUUUCUCUGCAAUGAAUUGCUUCAAAAUAAAGCUGUGAUACGUCAGAUCGAGGGGAGCCUGGAGACUGUUGCCCAACUGAAGAAGGAGCGUUUUGUCCUGGAUACGAAAAUCCGAAAGCUCCGACAGUUGCACAGCAGGAAAGUCCGGAUGGAGGCAGUUGGUGUUAUCAUCAACAAGACUGGUGACACAAUAACAAUCGAGAAGAAAGAGGCUGACGAGGAGACCAACACCUCAAGUACCAAUAAUCCAACGAUGGACACAACCCCAACCCCCGAGGAGAUUCACCACGAGGACGAGGUCGAGGACAUGUCUGAGAAUGAGUCGGAGGGGACACAGCCAGAGGAGGAAGAGGACAAGAAUCUUUCUGCCGAAGAGCUUGGAAAAAAACUGGAUAAACUGCUCAAACAGUCUGAGGAGCAGUUGCAGAAGCUCAAUGGCUCCUCGAAGCAACUUCGAGCCCAUGUUUUCGGUCAGGACAGAUACUGGAGGCGGUACUGGGAGCUCCCCUGCGCUGGGGGAAUUUUCGUGGAGGCCAUGGAGAGUGCGGAACCCGAGGUUCUGGAGCUGCAGGCAGAACUCGAUGAAAAGUGGAAGGGGAAAUUGAUCGAGGAGAAGGUGGAGGGGAAAAAAGGAGAGAGUAAUGAUGAUAAAAAAGAUCCUGGGGAUUCCCCCAAUAAUGACGACCCAGAGGAGAAAAUUAAGGAGAAGUCCAGGGCUGAUGAGGUCAGCCCUGAGGUCAACGAAAAUUUCGUGAAGAAGGAGAUGAACGAGGUUUUGAAAACUGAUGACAACCUGACGAGUGAUGCCAAGACUAAUGUCACAUCGGAGGAGAUUAAACAGGAGACUGAGAUGGAGGUUGAUCCUAAAAUGGAAAAGUUUGAGGAGAAGAGUGAGAAUGUUAAUGGUGACAAGUGUAAUCAUCUUCACAGUCUGCCCAAUGGCAAGGAUGUUAAUGGGGGGAUGGGUGAGGUGGACAUGCCCUGGUUCUCGAUACUGCCACGAGAGACUUGUGACACAUCUGGACCGAGUAGCAAGCAGAUAUUUGGAAUAGCUGAGAGUGCAGAGUUGAGGAUACCGAUUUUUCCACCACCAGCUAGUCCAGGGUAUGAGCGUUGUGACAGUCCAGCUCCUCUGAUUUUAACUCAGGAUGAGGCAGCACAGUUGGAGUAUCUGAAGGUCCAUGGGUUGCCACCUCCAGGCGAGGCGAAACCUGUUCCUGAGGAUUUGAGGUAUGGCUGGUGGAGAAUCGCUGAUGUCGAUACUUUCCAAGAGCUUCUCGAGCAUUUGCACUCCAGGGGAGUGAGGGAGAAGGAGCUGAAGAGGACGACGUGGGCCACUAUGGAAUCCUUCCUGGCUGUCACUGGGAAGAUUCAUGUGGAUCCUGGAAAUACUACGGCGACCGAUCUGGGGGGCGGAGAGGAGGAGGACGAAGAGGACGAGGAGGACGAGGUGCCCAGGCCCGACAAUCCGGGGGAUUGGAGUGAAGGAGUGGCUCUCAGGGUCGAUGCACAGCUGCUGGAGCAGGUGGAGGCGUUGGAGGACAAGGUGGCUAAUGCUAGCAUGCAGGUAAAGGGCUGGAAACUACCCCCCAGGGCGGGGAGUGAGGAGGCAGAUGAGAUUGAGAAGCUCAAUGAGAUGGAGAAGAUCAAUGCUGUCGAGCAGGCCAGGCAGAGGCUGCUCUCGUUGGAGGCGGCUAUUGAGAGGAGAUAUCUGAAACCACCGCUGGGGGUCUGCACUGGUGAUCCAAACUUGGCAGCUCUCAAAGCAGAACAAGCAGCAGCAGCGGCAAAUGCAAACUCAAACUCGUCAGAUGGGGGAUCAGCCCCACCUCCACCCGAGGAGACAACACCACGUGGUCUCAACAACUGGCGUGAAGCAACAGCUCGUGCACACACAUCAGCACAACUGGCAAUGGCUCUCUACAUGCUCGAGGCCAGCAUCGCGUGGGACAAGAGCAUCAUGAAGGCUAAUUGCCAGUUUUGUCACAGUGGUGACAACGAAGACAAAUUGCUCUUGUGCGAUGGUUGCGAUCGUGGAUACCAUACUUAUUGCUUCCGUCCAAAAAUGGAGAACAUUCCUGAUGGUGAUUGGUAUUGCCACGAAUGUAUGAAUAAAGCGACCGGUGAGAGAAACUGUCUGGUGUGCGGCAAAAGGGUUGGAAAGAACCUGGUGCUCUGCGAAUUAUGCCCUCGAGCUUAUCACACCGAUUGCCACAAUCCCGUGAUGCCUAAGAUGCCAAGAGGCAAAUGGUAUUGCUCCAACUGUCACAGUAAACAGCCAAAGAAACGUAACAGUACAAGAAGGAGUCACAAUAAAAGUGGAGGCAACACCAGAGACAGUGAAAGUUCCGAUCAUCCGCCCGCUAGUCCAACGCCUUCAACGGCAUCAAAUACCCAUGGUGAUGAUACUAAUACGUCGGAACCACCAACACCAACGGCAUCACCACGUAAAGAGCCUAAUGCCAGGAAUUUAACAAAGAAACAACAGCGUGAAUUAGCACCUUGUAAAUUACUGCUUGAACAGUUGGAGCAACAGGAUGAAGCCUGGCCUUUUCUGCUGCCAGUUAAUACUAAACAAUUUCCGACUUAUAAAAAAAUUAUAAAAACACCGAUGGACCUCAGUACUAUAAAGAAAAAACUGCAAGAUACUGUAUAUAAAUCACGUGAUGAAUUUUGCGCUGAUGUACGUCAAAUGUUCAUAAAUUGUGAGGUAUUUAAUGAGGAUGACAGUCCAGUUGGUAAAGCCGGCCACGGUAUGCGAAGUUUCUUUGAAAAUCGUUGGACUGAAAUAACGGGUGCACCACCGCCUCAUCCACAAACCCAUAGCUGAGGAACGGGGCGAUCGCGCAAUACUUGUAACAGUUUUGCGCAUUUUUAUUACUAAAAAUACGAAACGAAAAUGCAAUUAUCUUCUUUGUGAGACGAAUCAUCUUGAAACUGUUAUUUUCAACCACGUUUUAGUGGUUCAAUACACUUUGCCAAGUUAAUAUUCAACAUUAAAGAACUGACAUUAAAAAUAUAAUACUCAAAGGAUUCAAUAGAUUAUCUCGACUGCCUCAUUCUGAGACAGAGCGGAGGCAGUGGCAGUAAUAAAUAAAGGAUAAAUAUUGUAUAAUACGAUCACUGUACUUACGAUGAAUACUUUAAUAAAUAAUACGCUGCCUAAAGCAUAGAUUGUAAUUCCAGGUUGUAUUAUAUUUAGAUGCCGUUGAAUAUAGAUUUUUCUUUCAUUUUCGUAAAUGAUGACUUAUCCGAUAAGCGAGAAAUUAUGAGAGAAUUUAUGUAAAUAUACACACGAUGCAGAAGAAUGGGAAUAUUCUACUGUAGGAAAAUGUAGCCGAUGAGGGGAUGUUUUUUUUCUUUUUCUAUUUAAACUCUGUCAUUCCAUCGUGUAUUUCUCCAAUUUUCAUCAUUGAAAGCAUUAAAUUUUACUUGUUCACGUGUUUGGAUAUUAUUGUGACUGAAUAAACGAAAAGAUUACUGAUGUGUUCAUCAUUCUAUCGAUUUUAUAAAAAAAAUGAAAAUAGGCACUUGUAUUUCUUCCUGAUUUAUCGAUUACGAAAAAAAAUACUAUUUGUGGGGAAAACGAGAGCUGUCAAGUUAUUUUUGAUUUUUUUUUUCGCGUAAAUUGCCUCAUAUUAUCCCACUGUCCGUGAGGAUGAUCGAAGGAGUGACUUCGUAGUGAUGAUACUGAAUAAAAAAGAUAGAGUGUGAGUAGGAGAGACGAUUUUGAUAUGAAUGAAGAUGAUUGUUCCAGGAUUAAAUGCUUUGCAGAGUGAUGAUUAAGUUUAUUGAAUUAAGACGCCCCGAGAGAAAUGAUUGGGAAAAUGGCACCAAAUUCUGGGGAAUAAAUGCCGCAGUAGGAGGAAGCAUAAUAAAUCAAGGUUCAUUUGGCGAAUUUUCGUUGAAAAAAAUCGAACAGUGUGAGAGUAAAAAUGACCCCUUCCCGCUUUUUAUACGAGAGUAGAGAGAGGAGAGAGUUUAGUUGAUAAACCGUUUGAUAUGGUAUAAAUAUAUACAUAGUAUUAUCAACUAAUUGUAAUAGGAUUUUCAAUUGGGCGGACAAUGACGAUUGUCACCGAUUGAUCGAUAUCGUUGAAAAUAUAGAUGAAGUAAUGAUGACAUGAGACAUGAGACGAGAUGAGUAAGAGAACCUAGGAACACUCGUAAACUUAUUAUUGUCUAUAUAGUAUAAAUGUGAGCUUACGAAAGGAAUAAAUAAAAUGAAAAUGAUGACAAACAGAUAUAUGAUAUAUUUAAAAUAGUUUCAACUCACGAAUGCUAUUUAAACCCAGACUUAAUGUAUUACGAACAUUGAAAUGAAUAAAUAAAGAGAAACGAACGUAAA
Diachasma alloeum is the source of this 8492-nucleotide messenger RNA. Its product is annotated as bromodomain adjacent to zinc finger domain protein 2B. Gene Ontology annotation, molecular function: DNA binding; protein binding. The record is from RefSeq and is a predicted model, not a curated record. Lineage: Eukaryota; Metazoa; Arthropoda; Insecta; Hymenoptera; Braconidae. The coding region runs from base 441 to 6974 and encodes 2177 amino acids. The transcript is spliced from 26 exons.